AUGGGAGGGGGGAACAAGAAGCCCUCCAUGCCCGACUCUACCAAUGCUGUCGCCGUGAACCACGCCUCCCGUGGAGUUUUACCUGUAUCGGCGCCAAAUUCCGCUAGAAUACCAUCAGCUCCGCCUCCACUGUCGGGUGUCAUGGAGGUCCUGCCGGUGUUCCGUGAUGUUUCGGUGGUGGAACGGCAAAAUCUCUUUUUGAGUAAGCUUCAGGUUUGUUGCUUCGUCCUCAACUUCCCCGACACGCUAAAGAACGUUAGAGAGAAGGAGAUCAAGCAGCAAACGUUGAUGGAGCUCGUUGAGUUCAUCCAAUUUGGCUGCGAAAAAUUAUCAGAGAAUUGCCAAGAAGAAAUGAUUCGAAUGAUUUCAGUUAACAUUUUUUGGUGCCUUCCUCUGAUGUCAUACGAGAACAUCGGGCAUGAAUCCACCGAUCCCGAGGAGGAGGAGCCUUCUAUGGAUCCCGCAUGGCCUCACUUGCAACCCGUUUACAAGCUUCUCCUAUGA
Messenger RNA from Arachis ipaensis, 504 nucleotides. Lineage: Eukaryota; Viridiplantae; Streptophyta; Magnoliopsida; Fabales; Fabaceae. The record is from RefSeq and is a predicted model, not a curated record.